This is a messenger RNA of Scophthalmus maximus (turbot), 1923 nucleotides long. RefSeq names its product RIMS-binding protein 2-like. Gene Ontology annotation, molecular function: protein binding. Bases 502 to 1146 code for a protein of 214 amino acids. The transcript has 5 exons. Gene Ontology annotation, biological process: neuromuscular synaptic transmission. The record is from RefSeq and is a predicted model, not a curated record. NCBI's taxonomy places the organism in Eukaryota, Metazoa, Chordata, Actinopteri, Pleuronectiformes, Scophthalmidae.
AUUUGUGAGGAAAACACUUUGGAAGCAAACAGGAACAAGUCUUGAACGAAUUAGCACAGAUUUAGACAAAUAAAGUUUUGUUACAGCUCAGGAGAGCUGGUUGCUCGACUUGUUCGAGGUCCAUAUUUGGAGGGUGGAAGGUGAUGGGAGGGUCAGUGAGGCAAAUUUUUUGUCUUCAAACCCUCAAACAGAUUAAUCUGGCCAUGACCAUGAGGACGUCUCUCAGCAGCCACAUGUCCGCUCGAAGCAUAUGACUAAAUAACAUUAGUGUUUUCUUUGGCAACUUUGGAAAAAAGGAACAUUGUUGCUCCUAUUACUUUGCAUGUACACGUCUUGCAGUGCAACAGGCAGUGCUGCACUGAGCAACCUCCACUGCCUUCAAAGAGGAUUACUGUUCCCACUGCUUAGCUUAGUUACCUCAAAUUGGGAUAAGAGUAAGGAGAGGUCUUCUGUCUACAGCAGCCAUCUGUCUGCCAAGUGGACGGCGGAGCGCUCACGCUGAUGUCAAUGGAGACAAGCCUGGAGCUCGACGUUUUGAUUUACCAAAAUGAGUUGAGGUUUGCGACUCCGGAGGAGAUCAGGGAAUGGGAGCUGGAGACUGCGAGCCAGGUGUCCAUACCCACCGUGCGACUCUUUGUGGCACUCUACCCGUACAACCCUGCUGCAAUGUCCCCCAACCACGAGACAGCAGCGGAGGAGCUGCCUUUCGUACCAGGGCAGAUAAUCAAGGUGUGUGGAGACAAAGACUCUGAUGGUUUCUAUCACGGGGAGUCGGGUGGUCUCUCCGGUUAUGUGCCGAGUAACAUGGUGACCGAGAUCCCGGUGGACGAUGAGUACCUGAAGCAUCUCCUCAUGCAGCAGGGAUUCCUCCCUGUGGACCACACAGGUAUGUCUACAACGCCGGAUGUGAGCGACGUGGCCAGUAUCCCCGACGAUGUGGUUGUUCGAAGAAUGGUGGCCUUAUUUGACUAUGAUCCUUGGGAAAGUUCGCCCAACGUCGACAGUGAAGUGGAAAUUGGUUUUUGUUCAGGAGACAUUAUAUAUGUGUUAGGUGACAUGGAUCAAGAUGGAUUUUACUAUGGGGAUCUGCACGGGCGACGAGGUUUGGUUCCAUCAAACUUCUUGCAGCCGCUUCCCUGGAAUUAGAAGAAAUCACCAGGACGCCAGGAUGUUUGCUACAAAUGCCAAGUCACAGAGACAGCAAGAAACCAGUUUUUAUUUAAAAGAAAAUAUUCUAAAUUCUCAUUUAGUUUCAUUUGAUAUUAUAAAUAUAUUAUAAGUUCAGCACAGCACCUGCUUCACAUGGGAAAUCCCUGUAGGUGUGUGCAAAUAAGCAACUGCUUUAUUAUCAGUAAUACCAGUACUGGGCAGAAUGCCGCAAGGAAAACAGUCCUCGUCAUACAGAUCUCAGAUAAUUGAUUUAUUGAAACUUUGUAAGGGAAAUUACACAUCAUUAACUGAAGAAAACAAAUACAGAAAAUUACAAUCCUUAGUAUUUCAACAAUUCACUAUGGACAAAAAGCCCAACAUGAGCAAAUGACUGAUUUUGCAAAUUAAAAUUUUACAUAUGCUUUUAAUCAGUAUUAAAAUAUGAACAAAUUAUCUGUAAUCCAUUAUUUUAGCCUUAAUAAUACACUUACAGUCUCAGUUUUAUUUGCAGACUGGAGUGUAUUGAAAUAGUUUGUCCUUAUUUGCCUUAUAUGUUUAUAAAAUAUAUUUUCUAUAAUGGGCUCAUAGUCUUUCCAUAUGGAAUUAUUAGGAGAAAGUGUUUUUAAGUUUUCCAGCUAUUUUUGUUCUAGAAAUUCACAGCUGAACAUUGUAUAAAGGAAGUGAUUAAUGCUAUAAUCAUGUUAUUAAUAUAAAAAACUAAAAUAUAACUUGAAACAGAAAGUGAAAAUAAACUAAUCUGUUCUUCUAUCAAUA